CAGCUGCAUUGCCCUCGGGGACCCCCACGCGGCCGGCUCGCUCGGGGACCGCAGCGCCUUGUUUUGGGGGGCUGUCGCCGGAGCCCGGGAGCGAGUGAGGAACAGCCCCGGCGGCGGCGGGGGCAGCAGCAGUAGCGGCGGCUGCAGCGGAGCUUCGGGUCCGGGCUGCGGACCGAGGCCAUGCCGUGUCGGAGGGAGGAGGACGACGACGACGACGAGGCGGCGGCGGCAGGAGAGGAGGGGGAGGAGGACGACGACGACGAGGGGGAGGGGGAGGAAGAAGAGAGCUUCCUCGUGCUACAGCAGUCUGUGACUGUAGGAGGCUCGGGGGACGUUGACCGGUUGGUGGCCCAGAUCGGAGAGGCUCUGCAGCUGGACGCGGCGGCGGCGGCGGCAGGAGAGGAGGGGGAGGAGGACGACGACGACGAGGGGGAGGGGGAGGAAGAAGAGAGCUUCCUCGUGCUACAGCAGUCUGUGACUGUAGGAGGCUCGGGGGACGUUGACCGGUUGGUGGCCCAGAUCGGAGAGGCUCUGCAGCUGGACGCGGCGGCGCAUGGGAGCCGGCCCGCCCCCCGGGGGCCCCUGGCGCGCAAGCAGCCACCUCCCCCGCCCCCGCCGCCUCCGCCGCUGCGGCCCCCGGUCCUGCAGCUGCUGCUGCCGCCGCCACCAGGGCCGGCUCCGGCGCCCCUGCAGCCCGCGGGGCCGCUGCAGUGCGCGGGGUCCUGGACGGGCGACUUGGGCGCCGCUUCGCAUCCAUCGCCGCAGCCACCGCGGGUGCCGUCGGGUCCCUGCGCCCCUGGGAGGACUCCGGGCCGGAGCAGCGCCCCUGCCCCGCACGCCUGUAAGCGGGGCUUCCCGCAGCCGCUACCGGGCCCGUGCCGGCGCGCCUGGCUUCGGGGCGCUGCCGCCUCUCGCCGCCUGCAGCAGCAGCAGCAGCACCAGCACCACCAGUACCGGUACCGAGGACAGCCAGGACUCCGGGCCGGAGAGGAUGACCCCCACCAGCUUCUGCAGCAGCUCGUGCUCUCGGGGAACCUCAUCAAAGAGGCCGUGCGACGACUUCGGAGAGCUGUGGCCGUGGUUGCUGGCGCUGUGGCCCCUACUACGCCUGGCGCCGGCCCCUCUUUCGUCUUUGCCCCCGGGGGUGGAACUGACUGGGACGGGAGAGACUCCAUCUCCCUGCAGCCCUCAACUACCAGCCUGCUCUAACCCGGAGGAAACCUGGGGUACAGUCCCGCCGACGGCAUCCUGGUCUCCAGCAGCUAGUGAGCCCAGCAGGCCUAGGGGCAAGAAGAGGGGCGUGCGUCUGAGACCCUGGGAGCCGC
Molecule: messenger RNA, 1325 nt
Organism: Gracilinanus agilis (Agile Gracile Mouse Opossum)
Lineage: Eukaryota; Metazoa; Chordata; Mammalia; Didelphimorphia; Didelphidae
Product: GSK-3-binding protein FRAT2-like
Exons: 2
Coding region: 181-1209 (342 amino acids)
Cellular component (GO): cytoplasm
Source: RefSeq, a predicted model, not a curated record